Messenger RNA from Chlamydomonas reinhardtii, 1917 nucleotides. RefSeq lists its product as uncharacterized. The record is from RefSeq and is a predicted model, not a curated record. NCBI's taxonomy places the organism in Eukaryota, Viridiplantae, Chlorophyta, Chlorophyceae, Chlamydomonadales, Chlamydomonadaceae. The coding region runs from base 255 to 1478 and encodes 407 amino acids. The transcript has 2 exons.
GUGGUCUAUCGGCGCACAGUAGCCUUUUGCGUUGAAGAAACGUGGUUGGCUUGAGGCCCUCGCGACGAAGUCAAAGUUUGAAGCUUCCAGAAGGUCGCGAACGUCUGUGACCUCCGGGCCGAGUGUUGAGGUUCCUGCUAGCUUAUCUGAUUUUCCAAGUGCAUUACACAACACCCAACGCUGCACAACCCUAGUCAGCGCGUGACUCGACAGCAUCAUCACCUGCGAAUCUUCACCGUGCGGUCGCAGUGGCUAUGGCGCAGGCUGGAGGUGCUUGCGAGCAGCUGCAAGUUGGCGCGGCGGUGGUGCUGACCGGGCUGGUCGCGACCCCGCAGCUGAACGGGGCGCAGGGCGAGGUGUCCAGUCCCGCAGUGCCCGGCGCCGACCCGCCGCGCUGGCACGUGCGGCUGCUGGCGCCCCCCAGCGUGGUGGCGGAGUUCCCCGAGGGCGUGAGGGCCAAGGCGGAAAACAUGGUGGUGCUGCGCCGAGACAAUGCCCCGGCACCGGCACCGGCGGUGGCAGCGGCGGCACAGGCCCACGGUCUGGUGAAGCAGGAGCCGGCGGCGGCCGUCAUCCAGGAGGCCACUCAGCAGCCAGUGGGGGUGAAGGCGGAGGUGAAGCAGGAGAGCAGCGCCCCGGGUGGGGCGACCGGCCCCGUGCCGCCGGCAGCGGUUGCGCCGCCAGCAGCAGUGCCGGAGGCGGCUGCUGAGGGUGGCGGCGAUGGCAGUGACGGUGAGGGUGAAGGCGACGGGGAGGGAGACGGCAGCGAAACGCCGUCGCAAGCCACCAAAAAGAAGAAGAAGAAGAAGGGGCGCGGUCGGGGCGGCAAAGGCGCAGCCGCAGCCGCGGCCGCGGCCGCCGCAGGAACCGCCGCGGGCGCUGGCGCCGCGCAGCCGCCGCCCACGCCGGCAGCAGCAGCCGGCAGUGGCGGCGGCGGCCGCCCUGCCCGCGGGGGUCCGGUCCUGGACCUGGCGACCCGCACGGCGCUGGUGCGGCAGGUGGUGCAGACCUUUGACGAGGCCCUGAUCGCGGACAUGUACCCGGCCGAGGCCAUUGAGCGCGUGUUCGGCGUGUGCAUGGACACCAGCGGCCGCAGCAGCGGCAUGGACCUGCGCGCCUGGGCCAGUGGGGCGCUGGUGUUUGGCGCCUGGAUCACCGUGAAGAGGUGGUGGGUGGAGGACAGGCGGCACCAGCGGCGGGAGGCGGCCAUGGAGGUGGACGAGCGGGAUGACCACGGCGCGCAGGAGGAGCAGGCGUGGGCGCGGGAGAGGGCCUGGCUACGGGAGCUGGCGCAGGAGUGGCGGCGGGAGCUGGAGCAGCAGCUGCUGGGCGGGUCGCUGCCGGACUGGUUCGCGGGGCAGCUGGCGGCGCUGCAGGCGGGCGGGCGGGCCAGCGGCUACAACCACGAGCUGAUGCGGCGGCGGCUGCAGGGAGUGACCUGGGACACGCAGCUGCUUGACCGGUUCGCGGGCAGGUAGGCGGUGACAGGGGGCGAGUAGGCGGCCGGUAGGCGGCGGUGACGAGGGAUGAUGCGGGGUGAUGAGGUUUGGCGGCGGUUGGCGGGGUGGUGUUGUGUUGGCACUGUUCUAAGGACAUGGGAGGCUGCAUGUGACGACGAAGUGGGGCGCGUGGGAUAUUCAGGCAGGGCCCCUGUUGUCGAUUGUGCUGAGAGCGAGGCAGCCUCAUAAGAGGAGGUGCGUGGACGAAAUUCGUGUGUCAUCUUAUUACGGCGCCUUCGCCGCUGGACUAUCAACCGCAGACAGACCGGCUUACGCCCGGCGGCUACGCGGGUGCAUGCAUCUCGCCUUGCAGUGCGCCGCGUCACCCGCACGUCCUGGCUUAGUGGCCUCCCACAGUCUCCCCGACGGUGCUAUCGCUCCGUCAGCCCAGAAAGUGAUGCUGUAAUUCCAUGUACUC